AUGCAUAUUUCAGAGAUACCCGAUAUAACAGCCCACAGUGAUAAGAUCAUUAGUAUUACCAAUCAAAACUUGAACUCUGAUGGCAAGGAACAGGAGUAUUGUGUUUUAGAAAUCAAAUCCCGUCCACGUCAUCUUAUAAACGUUAAUUUGAACUAUAAACCCCGCCUUGCCACUGCUGUGGUUAACUGCUCCACAGAUUAUCUUCGUGUGGGCAACGAUAAUAACAGAAUCGACCAUGAAUUGAUGACAUCUUAUAAAUUUUGUGAAGAGUUGACACAAGAGAAUAUUGUAUCGCGGGAUAACUAUUUAUGGAUAGUACUGCGGACCUCAAAUAAACCAGCAACUUUUAAAAUAGAGGCGCGAUCGCAACCAAAAGUAAGAUGCAAAACAGAUGAAUUCGAGUGUUCACCAAUACAAUGCGUAUCAACGGAUGUUUUAUGUGACGGAAUAGCAGACUGUCAUAAUAAUCGAGACGAAUUUUGUCAGCAGAACUUUGCAAAUAAUUCCUGUUUCCAUUGCUUUGAUGGAACUUGUAUCCAGCCCGUCCUUCCCCGCUAUAGUGAAGACUGGGGCAAAGAAAUGUGGUAUUUGUGUGAUGAAUUUCAACAUUGCCCGGAUGGAACGGAUGAAAGAAAAGACAUCUGUUACCGUGUUAAUAGUCGUGUAGCAUCCAUGCUUUCAUGUGUUCCGAAUGGUGUUCCAUCUAAUAAUAAUACCUCCGUCCUCAUGUGGAAUACUGUUGAAUGUGACGGAAAGACAGACUGUGUCGAUGGAUCUGACGAAUCAAAGGAAAAGUGUCAACAAAAUCCAGUGGCAUCAUUUAAAAUCAGUUCUGUAUCUUAUGGUAUAAUAGCCUGUUCUAUAGUUCUGGUGAUAGUUGGAUCUUUUUUGGCUCUCAGAAUUCGUAAGUGUACUGGGUAUAAUUAA
Molecule: messenger RNA, 927 nt
Organism: Patella vulgata (common limpet)
Lineage: Eukaryota; Metazoa; Mollusca; Gastropoda; Patellidae
Product: G-protein coupled receptor GRL101
Exons: 5
Coding region: 1-927 (308 amino acids)
Cellular component (GO): plasma membrane
Molecular function (GO): protein binding
Source: RefSeq, a predicted model, not a curated record